Oncorhynchus tshawytscha (Chinook salmon) is the source of this 3710-nucleotide messenger RNA. Its product is annotated as alpha-2Db adrenergic receptor. The record is from RefSeq and is a predicted model, not a curated record. Gene Ontology annotation, cellular component: membrane. The transcript has a single exon. The coding region runs from base 581 to 1876 and encodes 431 amino acids. Gene Ontology annotation, biological process: adenylate cyclase-activating adrenergic receptor signaling pathway. NCBI's taxonomy places the organism in Eukaryota, Metazoa, Chordata, Actinopteri, Salmoniformes, Salmonidae. Gene Ontology annotation, molecular function: adrenergic receptor activity.
CUUAGGAGUGAUAUCACCCACUUCACUCCUGCAUGCACACAUAUACCACGAGAAGUGUCUCCAUCUCGCAACGCGCGCUGCCCCUUGUGCUUCACGGAGGACACUCUUUUAACAGAACAACAUACAGCACUGCGCACGAGACCGACAGAGAGAUAACGGAAACAAAAUGUUUUGAUGCUGCUGGAAUAUCACCCUAAUAUGGAGACUUACUCAUUUGGAUUCCGGACUUCAUAGUGGAAAAAACUUACUCAAUACGCUGUGAGUACAGAGCAGGGAGCUGUUACUGAGCACGGAGCUGUUACCGAGCACGGAGCUGUUACCAAGCACGGAGCUGUUGCGGACCCUCCUCUAUGGAACUGAAGAUGAGGGCAGCUCGCCAGGACGCUGAGGGUCCUCACGUAUUUGACCUAUGUGCUCUAGGCUAUAUCUGUUCCCUGAUCACACAACCUAGUGUACAGCGUGUCUCCAUUGAUUAAAUGCUUUAAGACUAAUGACUUGAUCAACAAUUGAAUGCAUCCAAGUUAAGCUGUUUGGGGGUGGAAAGGCGCACGCUAUAAAUAACUCAGGAGAAGAUGCAUUUAUGAUGGAUGUAGCCAAGUUUAUCACCGUUACCUACAACACCUUGCAGGAUGCCAACUCCUCGAGCGCACCGAGACCUCUCCCGCACACGGAGCUGGGCUCUGCGCUCAUCAUACUGCUGGUCACCGUGAUCAUUCUGGUCACCAUCGUUGGUAACGUGCUGGUCAUCGUGGCCGUGCUCACCAGCAGGGCUCUCCGCGCGCCCCAGAACCUUUUCCUGGUGUCCCUGGCAUGCGCGGACAUCCUCGUAGCCACACUGGUCAUCCCGUUCUCCCUUGCCAAUGAGGUCAUGGGUUACUGGUACUUUGGGAGCCCCUGGUGCGCCUUUUAUCUGGCACUGGAUGUACUCUUCUGCACCUCGUCUAUAGUCCACCUGUGCGCCAUCAGUCUGGACCGCUACUGGUCCGUCACCAAGGCAGUGAGCUAUAAUCUGAAGCGGACCCCCAAGCGUAUCAAGUCCAUGAUAGCCAUGGUGUGGGUCAUCUCCGCCGUCAUCUCCUUUCCGCCUCUUAUCAUGACCAAGCAUGAUGAGCACGAGUGUCUGUUAAACAACGAGACCUGGUACAUCCUGUCCUCUUGCCUCGUGUCCUUCUUUGCCCCGGGCCUCAUCAUGAUCCUAGUCUACUGUAAGAUCUAUAAAGUGGCCAAGCAGCGCUCUUCCACAGUGUUCGUGGCUAAGAAUGGCCUGGAGAGGCAGCCCUCCCAGUCAGAGACGUGCUUCAUGAGGAAGGAGCGGAUGGAGAUAGAGAGCCCCAGUAGCCAGAGCUCAGAGGACCACCACAGGCAGGAGGAGCUGGAUGAUAUCGACCUGGAGGAGAGCUGCUGUGCAUCGGACAAACCCAGUAACCACCGCUUCUCCAAGCGAAUGAAGGUGGAGGGCUCGGACUGCUGCCCACGCCAGAGCUGCCGCCUAUCUUGGGCCUCGGCGCGCGCCACGCAGCUUUUCCAAGACCCUAAAAAUGCCAACCCCGCCCUGGCAGCCCAGCGGCAGCACCUUGCGGCGGCCUCGUCCAAGACCAAAGUGGCCCAGAUGCGUGAGAAGCGAUUCACGUUCGUGCUCGCCGUGGUGAUGGGGGUGUUUGUGCUCUGCUGGUUCCCCUUCUUCUUCACAUAUAGCCUGCACGCAAUCUGCAGGGAGAGCUGCUACAUCCCCGGUGCGCUCUUCAACACCUUCUUCUGGAUUGGUUACUGUAACAGCUCCGUGAACCCUAUCAUAUAUACCAUUUUCAACAGGGAUUUCCGUAAGGCAUUUAAGAAAAUAGUUUGCCGGACUUCAAAACGCACUAAUGCCACUUGAAAAGAAGGGUCACUUUGAUCGCCAUGACUGAUUGACUGUGCUUCACUACUCAUCGUAUCCAGCGCUCAGCCCUACACCUCUGAAUGACUAUUAGUUUCAAAAUGAACUUUUAUAUGUAAAUAAUAUGAUGAUAUCAUAUCAAAAUAUCUCGUGUUGUGCACCAAUAUGUGAAUAUUAGAAACAAUGUACAGAGGGAAUAGGAUGUAUUAAACAAAAGUAAAAUAUAUAUAUUGUCAUAGAUGCUUUAAUAUGACUACUGAAUCAUAUUGUCCCCUGCUUUCAAAGUUAAGAAUUCAUUUAAUAUUCAGUGAUGUAGCUAAGGUAUGUAGGCCAAAGCAUAAUAAUUCCAGCACCUUUGUACAACCCGUUCUUUUCUGUACUGUAAUUAAUAUUUUAUGUCCCAUCUAGAUAAAAAAAAAUUAUAAUUUAGUUCAGAGUAAAAAUGAUGUCAUGAACCCAGAUUGCAGAGCUGAUAAAGCUGUGUGGGGCGCUGGGUGUUUUAGAAUCUAAACAUGAAUCAUUCAUCGCACUGUCGUCAAUAAGGAAUGAGAGUCAGAACAGCGGUGUAGUGUCUACUUUUGAUGAGUAGCCAAUCCUAAAUGAUUACAAAUGACUGCAAUUGCUUGGUCGAGUUUGACAGAGGUAUCAAAAUGUAAAGAUUUUAUUUCUGUAUUUUUUUAAACAAUACAAAACAUACACAUACAAACAACAACAUAGCGAUGCACACAUCCAAAACACCCCUGCCCAGACCCACCUGCUCACACCCCCAUCUCCAGCGCCCACAUCACGAUCCGCCACAUAGCCUCAAACUGCACCAUGUUGUUUCUCUCCGUCGCCCACGCGCUUUCAACAUUUAGAUAAUACAGCAUUUGACCUUUCCAUUGUGUUAACGACAGAUUGGUUGAUUUACAGAAGUUUUUUCAAGAUGAUUGACGAGAAGAGUAUUGUCCAACCCAUCGGGGAUCUCACUGCACCCUCAUAAUUAGAUGUAGUUUUCAGUCUAUUUAAAAAAAAUCUAAAAUGUUAUUGAUUACAACUUCUGUCAGACGGGUUUGAGUGGACCUCAGGUCUACCUCAUUGCUGAACCCCCAAAACCCAGGCACUGCUGUCCAUGGGGCUGAAACAUACACUCUACACUGCUGGCACUAUGCUGUGUGAGGAAUGCAUUGGCAUGGCAUAUUCUAUGGUUUACAAAACCACCAUGAGUGUGCCUCUUUUAGAUACUUGUAGACAAUGUAUGUAAACAGGCAGAUCGAUCACACUUUACACUUGCUUAUAUUAUUUUAUCCUAAUGAGAAAGGAAGAUCAUGAGAAUUUACCUAUGGUUUGAGACGUCUUGUAUCGUAAUUAUAAUCUAACAUUUUUCCAAAAUAUAGCGUGUGUGCAUUUGUGUGUGUGAGAAAGGAAGUGAGGAAAAUAUUAGAUUAAACACGUUUUAGUUGGUCUACUACUUCCUCUUCUGUGUUUUGAUUGUCAUCGGCUUUGUGCGCAGGCAGACCUCCAGUGACAUGGAACCACUGUGUAUUGGUUCAACAAUGGCUUAACGUCCCUUACCAAGCUUAAAUCCUUAAUCCUCUUUGUUCUGUAUGAUAUUGCAAUAUAAGGCUUAAAUGGCUUAGUCUAAUUAAACAGUAGGCUGAAUGCCUCUGCUUUGGAUUACAACUGUUCAUCUACCUUUUUUAAAACAUUUUCCAACCGCAAAGCCUCAGGCGUUUAUAGCAUGACAAAUGAAUCCACAACUGGCCAUGUUGCAGACGUGAGCCACAUGACAGUGAUGUCAAGGAAGAUGUGAUUCACAUCUCCAGAUGUGGCUAAUCUGGGGACUGAAAACGAA